AAUAGACAUGUAGCAGUCCAUCUCUUUAGCAUGUAAAUGUAUAGCAACAACAUCAUACAGAGUCCUAAUAUUCCAAAUUAAUGACUGACGCCAACGCCAGUGACAGUCAUGUCCGAGCCACACUCUGCAUCACAUUAAAAACGUAACAAUUCUAAUUUUCUACAUCAACUGGUAGUAUUUUUAAGGUAAUUGUUGAUGUUAUUUUAGGAUUUUUUACGCCAAACCAUCAAAGAACUGGGUUUAUUACACACUCGUGUAGCAAAAACUGAUAGCCUUUGUAAGGCAAUUGUUAUUCGAGUCUCUUGAAAUGUCAUUUUAGGAUUUUCGACGCCAAACCAACAAAGAACUUCGUUACAUUAUAAAACACUCGUGUAGCUAAAACCUGCGCUAAAAUGUUUUUAAUUCUACUCGUCGUCUUCAUCUUGCUCCUGAUUAUUUUGGCCGUACUACAAAAUCGAAGUCACAAAGUGUUCUUUGAAUCUCAAGGAAUUCCAUACCUCGGCCAUGGCAUGCUUCGCCUCAUCAUCAAUACGCUUAGAGGGAUCACUAUCAACGAAGAUGUUCGAAAUCAGUACGCAAAAUUUAAAGCGGAAAACCACAAAAUGGCCGGUGGAAAAGAUUUCGGAACCGUGGCCCUCAUGAUACUCGAUCCUGAACUGCUGAAGUCCAUCCUGGUGAAAGAUUUUGACCAUUUUACUGACCGUCAAACCUUCCCGAUGGCGGAAGACGAUUUCCUUCUGAAUAAAAUGGUGUUAACUCAAAAAGGCGACAAAUGGAAGUCGUUGAGAUCAAAGUUAAGUCCGACAUUUACGACGGGCAAGAUUAAGCGAUUGUUUCCCCUGUUCAACGAAAGUGGGAAAAGGAUGGCAAAAUUUGUCGAACAGGAAAUAUCAAGAAAUGGUGAAGAGAUAGAUUUGACCUUAAUUUACUCAAAGUUCACGAUGGAAGUUAUCGCCACGGCGGUUUGUGGGAUGGACUCGCAAGCUUUCGCCUCCAAGGACCCGUCCCUUUUUGAAAAAAUGGGAGCAAGAUUGCAGUUCUCGUUCGGAAUUUUUAAAGUUAUCCAACUAAUCUUAAUCUUAAUGGCGCCCAAGUUAGCGAAUCUCUGUAGAAUGUCGUUAUUGGAGAGAGAUGUUCAAGACUUUUUCGCUUUGGCGAUAAAGAGUUCCAUUCAUGACCGUCAAGCAAAGAACGAGAAGAGGAACGACUUCAUCCAGUUGAUGUUGGAGGCGAGGGAGGGGAAGUUGAAAACGGAAGAAAGUGAAUUGUCCUCGUUUGAAAAGGACGCUAUCAUCAAAGAAGACAAAUCUUCGGAGGAGUCAAAAAUUUCGGCAAGCGAAUUAUUGAAUGAUGACGUUAUCGCUGCAAAUGCGGUGCUUUUUAUCCUCGGUGGAUAUGAUACGACGCAGUCGGUUUUGCUCUUUUGUGCUUAUGCCCUCGCUUUAAAUCCAGACGUCCAGGAGAAAUUGAGGGCGGAAGUGGACACUGUACUUGAGGAAAAUGAUUACGAAUUUUCAUACGAUUCUCUCAACAGGAUGACGUACCUUGAGAUGGUUAUUAAUGAAACGCUAAGGUUUUACCCACCAAUGCUGACGGAUCGGGGUUGUACAAAAGAGUAUAAGAUUCCUGGAACUGAGUUCGUCCUCAAAAAAGGUCAAGGCAUCAUAAUUCCAGUUUAUGGGCUACAUCACGACGCAGAGUAUUUCCCAGAACCUGAAAAAUUCGAUCCGGAACGAUUUUCCCCAGAAAAUAAAGCUAAAAUUAAUCAGUAUGCAUAUAUCCCUUUUGGCGUUGGACCCAGAAAUUGCGUCGGAAUGAGAUUUGCUCUGGCCGAGGUGAAAGCUGCAAUUUCUCAUUUGGUUCAUAACUUUCAUAUUGAGCCAUCAAAGAAAACGAAGAUUCCUGUGAAGUUCACGACGACCACAGUGCUUAAACCGGUGGGGGGCAUGUUUCUUGCCCUUCGUAAAAUUCAGCAUUAAGUUACACACUCACAAUGUAGUAUUACAUGAGAAAUUAAUGACGAGGAUCUUAAAAAGAAAGACGAUCUUUCACGUAAUUCCUUCUUUCCUUUGUAUGUAUCAGUAUCACCACAAAUUCACAAUUUAGGAAACCCUGAAAGUUCUUCCUUGUUUUUAAAAAUUAAAUUCCAACAGCUUAAGUUACGAACCUACCUAUACAAGUUGUAUAAAUAACUGCCAAUAAAUCAUGUCGAUAAGCUGUCAAGAAAACCGAUUAAUAUUAUUUAGCAGGAUUCCGUCCUAGUCAUGAAUUCUUGAAAAUUUAUUUUUUGUAAUGAAUUUCUGUCAAAAGUUGAAUCAGUCCUUGGACUUGAAUAUGUGGUCCAUUACAAAUUGUGAGAAUGUGGAUUGUGGGUUUUCACCAAUUUUCAUAGAGCUAAUGCAUAUGUACGUAUAUUUAUAUUAAACCCUUAGAAUAAUCAAGGAAAAAUCAGUGGUAAAUAAACUAACAAACAGUUAUAAAGUA
Folsomia candida is the source of this 2484-nucleotide messenger RNA. Its product is annotated as cytochrome P450 9e2. The record is from RefSeq and is a predicted model, not a curated record. The transcript is spliced from 4 exons. Bases 393 to 1979 code for a protein of 528 amino acids. NCBI's taxonomy places the organism in Eukaryota, Metazoa, Arthropoda, Collembola, Entomobryomorpha, Isotomidae. Gene Ontology annotation, molecular function: heme binding; iron ion binding; monooxygenase activity.